ACACAUAUAUAUAUUAAGUGAUCGUUAAUUUCAUUGGGGGAACACAUUAUCCUAUAUAUAAGUGAUCGUUAAUAUCAUUGGUAGGACACAUUAUCCUUAAUCACUAAAUUAUGGUAUAAAUAGCUUGGACAUGCAUAUAUGCAGAGUAAAGACAGCAAGAAACCAAUUAAGUAAGCCUACUGUCUCCAAUAUUUUUUUGAGAUUUUCUUGGAUUGUAUUAGGCAUGUCAACCUCAGCAUGUUACAACGUGAAAAGGCGAUCACCGGAGUUGAUAACUCCGGCAAAACCGACUCCUUACGAGUACAAACUUCUUUCAGAUAUUGAUGAUCAACAGGGUCUUCGGCUCCACCUCCCCGUUAUACAGUUUUAUGCUAAAAAGGAGUCGAUGAUGACAAAGGAUGUUGACCCUGUCGAUGUCAUAAGGGUUGCAUUAGCUAAAACGCUUGUGUUUUAUUAUCCCUUUGCUGGGAGACUCCGAGAAGGGGCUGGCGGGAAGCUUAUGGUUGAAUGCAAUGGCGAAGGAGUUAUGUUUGUUGAGGCUGAUGCGGAUGUUGCACUUGACCACUUUGGGAAUCCUGUUAUGCCCCCCUUUCCUUGUUCUGAACAACUGCUUUUUGAUGUUCCGGGCUCUAGUGGGAUUCUUCAUUGUCCUUUAUUACUCACGCAGGUGACUCGUUUCAAAUGUGGAGGAUUUACACUUGCUGUGCGGCUAAAUCACACCAUGUGUGAUAUGGGAGGAUUUGCACAAUUCAUGACUGCUUUAAGUGAUAUAGCCAGAGGCGCGGAUGCCCCGUCUGUGCCACCAGUAUGGCAAAGGGAGCUGCUCAAUGCCAGGGACUCCCUUCGAGUCACGUACACACACCACGAAUACGAUGAAGUGAUCAGUGACCAGGGGCCAAUAAUUCCCCCUGAAAUACUAAAAACAUUAGAAUACCGUUACAUUUUCUUCGGCCCUGAUGAAAUUCGUGCACUGCGACGCUUUCUUCCAUCUAAUUUCACCAAGUGUUCAACUUUUGAAGUUGUGACUGCUAGCCUUUGGCGAUGUCGCACUAUUGCUCUCCAAAUUGAUCCUGAGGAGGAUGUGCGCCUCGUAUGUCUUGUUAAUGCACGCGCGGCAUUUGAUCCUCCUCUGCCAGAUGGAUACUAUGGAAACACAUGCGCAUUUCCAGUAGCCAUCGCAAAGGCUAAAACUAUAAUUUCUCAUAAUUCACUAGAGUAUGCGGUGAAACUUAUUAGAAAAGCCAAGGCUGAGGUUACGGAAGAGUAUAUGAGAUCGGUAGCCGAUCUAAUGGUCAUGAAAAAUCGGCCUCAUUUCACAACCCAUAAUACAUUUGUCGUGUCGAGUUUGACGCGUACCAGAUAUGAAGAUGUGCAUUUUGGUUGGGGUGAAGCUGUUUAUUCAGGUCUUCUUCCUGGAAUGGCAAGUUUUUAUGUACCUUUCAAGAACAAAAAGGGUGAGAAUGGAAUAUUGGUGCCUAUUUGCCUGCCCAAUUUUGUCAUCAACACAUUUUCGAGGGAGCUUGAUAGCAUGUUACAAAACAAUGAUGAAUUUGUCACACAACCAACUUUACCAUAUAUCAAGUCAGCUCUUUGAAUGGUUAUGUUU
This is a messenger RNA of Daucus carota subsp. sativus, 1606 nucleotides long. Its product is annotated as benzyl alcohol O-benzoyltransferase-like. The record is from RefSeq and is a predicted model, not a curated record. NCBI's taxonomy places the organism in Eukaryota, Viridiplantae, Streptophyta, Magnoliopsida, Apiales, Apiaceae. The transcript has 2 exons. Bases 131 to 1594 code for a protein of 487 amino acids.